AUGACUGACAGAAAGAGACAGCGCCGCAACGAACUCGAUAACCUUCGCGAGGAGCUUGGUCCUUACUUCCAUCGAUCCUCACCUCGCUCAGACUCUGUCGACACUGUUAGCAACCACAAUCGCACCAGUAGCGGAGGCGGCGGUUCAGGAGGAAACACUGGAACCGGCACUGGAACAGCAACAGGAACAGGCGCCAGUGCCACUUCGGGAGGGAACGGCUUUGCGGGCAGCCCAGGCAGUGGCACCAUGUCGCAACGAAAUCGAAGCGGACGCGGUAGCAACCGCAGCAAUGGCAACAACUCACACGGAGAAGAGGCCCAAAUAUGGGACUCGUGUAAGAGCCAACUAGCUGAGAUCGUCUCGGGCAUCAAUUCCGAGAAUGACAACCUCUCCGAGCUGGUUGACAUGGACAAGAAAGUCGGCUCCACUGACCCCGAAAAGAUUCCCAACGAGUCUCUUAAGCAGAUGGAACAGCUUUGUCGGAACGGCGUCAAGUUCUCCGAGGCCAACGUGGCCAGCAUCAAGGCCGUCAUGGAGCAGCUUAAGAUUAUGCGUGCCGUCAUUGUUGCCAAGGAACAGGCCGAGGCCGGCUCGUCUGCCCCUACAGGCAAACGAAACGCACGAGACAGCGCAGCCGCGGCAGCCGCAUCAUUGUACGAUUUCGACGGAGCCGGAGAUUCGCCCGUGCCCAGCCCGAUUGGCGGUUCCUCCAGAAAAUACGGUGACCGGUCGAGCAAUCGAGACAGAGACAGCAUGCCACCCAAGGCCGAUAGUGUAGAGCCCCAGGGUUCAUCUGGGCCAGGGACUGGAGGCUCAGGAUCAGCUGCUUCUACUUCAGCUGCUGCUGCUGCUGCUGCGGCGGCGGCGGCUGCGGCUGCCAGCAGCAACAAGUCCAAGGUUGUGUUCUCCAAGGGCGAUGCUGUGGCGUUUAAGCCCAAGGCCGGAGGAGAAGGCGUGUCAGAUUGGAUCAUGGGCGAAGUGGCUCAAGUGCUUGGAGAAGGCAAGAGCCGGCGGUACAAGGUGCUGGACAUUGAACCCGACGACCAGAGCAAGCAAAAGGAAUAUCGAACGAGUGCCAGCAGCAUGAUUCCAAUCACGCCCGAGAGCCAAGCGAGCACACUCAAGGACUGGGAGGCGGGACAAGUGGUCUUGGCGCUGUAUCCUAACACCACGACGUUCUACAAGGCGGAAGUACACAGUAUGGACAGUCAAGGCAGAGUGGCUCUCAAGUUUGAAGGCGAGAAUGACUCGACGACUCUGCAGCAGGUCGAGCGGCGAUUUGUGAUUGAGUACAGGGCAUGA
Pochonia chlamydosporia 170 is the source of this 1302-nucleotide messenger RNA. Its product is annotated as SAGA complex subunit Sgf29. The transcript has a single exon. The record is from RefSeq and is a predicted model, not a curated record. Lineage: Eukaryota; Fungi; Ascomycota; Sordariomycetes; Hypocreales; Clavicipitaceae. Gene Ontology annotation, cellular component: SAGA complex. The coding region runs from base 1 to 1302 and encodes 433 amino acids.